UGGUGUCGCCUGUGAUAACCUCCUUAAGUCUCCUGGGGUCCCGCACAAGUUGCUUGCUAAAGUGCACUGACGAACUGGUCGCGCGGGAACCGAAAGGAGCUUGAGUCGUCCGGGGAAGAAGGGCGGAGAUGCGUCCUAUUAACGUUAAUAACGUUAUCGCUCUCGUCACUCGCGCUCGGGAAGGCGGUGCUGCUCUCCUUCUUCAUCCCGGAGGUGGACUGUGACUGGAAGCCAACAUUACUACACCACGUCGGGCGCCAUUGUUGGGUUUGUUUUAAUUGUUAAACAAGUGAUGGGAUUCCUCCACCAGCGACCUUUCAAGGUUCUCUUGAUCGGCGAGGAUGCAUCCCCGUCAAAUACCAGGAUGACCGAAAAGCGGUGAUGGUUCCCAGAUUUUUGUACAACCGACAAACUUUUUGAACCUUGUUGACAAAGAAGUCAGCAACCACUCAGCAUCGCUCGAGAAGGAAGGAUGGAGACCAAAGGGAGGGAGGAGGAUCCAUCAAAACCCACGUCAAAGGCGGAGACAGAGGAAGACGAGAGCUCCGGUCAUACCUGCGGCGUGUGUGGUCGCAGCUUCCCCCUCCUCAGCUCUUUGUCCCAGCACAUGAGGAGACACACCCGGGAGAAACCGUACAAAUGUCCUUACUGCGACCACAGGACUGCCCAGAAAGGCAGCCUGAAGGCUCACAUUCGGAGCCACAAACUGGGUCUUUUCAGCCAGAACUCUGGGGACACUGAUACAGUACAAAGAGGGGGGGACACCGUGGAGCCCGACACCCCUGAGGAAGUCUCUGGCAGAGGUCACAACGCCAACGGGAAGGUGAAGAAGAAAGCCAGCAAGAAGAAAGAUUCUGCAGUUGAAGGUGAGGAUGAUGGCGGGUGGGACGGCGCGGGGACGUUCAUCUGUGCCGUCUGCAGCCAAGUCUUCCCUCAGGUGCCGCUGCUUAAGUCACACAUGAAGCGGCAUCGCGGCGCUCAGGACCAUGGGUGCCGGAUUUGCGGGCGCCGCUUCCGCCAGGCUUGGUUCCUCCAGAGCCACAUGCGCAUUCACCGGGUCAAAGCCCAGCUGCGGGGCGGCAAGGGUCAGGAACCUCCCACCACCGUCAACGGGGUCCCCCAGGAUCCUGAGUCGCUGACCAACGACGAGUGCCUCUAUGAGCUUUGUGCUGCAUGCGGAAACUUCUUCCUUGAUGGCAAAACCUUGAGGAUACAUGAAAAGCUACACAAGUUGAACCACAGAGUACCGCAGGACCCAGAGGCCUCUGAAAUGGGUGUCACGCAGAACCAGUUUUUGGAAGGCCUGAAGCUCACUCGUGUUGGACUGCAGAAGGAGGACAAAAGUGAGAAACAGCGGAUUCCAGAGCUGGAUCCCGUUUGCAGCUACCAAGCGUGGCAGUUGGCCACCAGGGGGCGACUGGCGGAAGCCACAGAGAAAUGUUUAGGCUGGGAAGAGCGCCUUGCUGAUGCGGAGGUGGCGUACGACACAGAGAAGGGCGAGUACGUCCCCAUCAAGCACAACAAGAAAAGGAAGCAAAUGGACCCCUUGGGGCCCGCCGUGAAGAAGAAGAAAGGCGACUUGGGUUUCAAUCGGGCGGAAAAAAGUCUGGCUCAGGUUAAGGCUGCCUUCUCCACCUCAGACAAAAAAAUGUGCCAGAAAGACCGGAUCCUGCUGAACGGACUUGGUCACGCGUUCUACCAGGCGCUGCAAAACAGAACGGUAAAGGAGGACGGAGUCUUCCCCAAACACACCAAUGACGGCAAGAAUAAGGAGCCUGAAGAUAACAAGCCUUUCUUCUGCGAGCACUGUGACUUCCACACCCCCGACGUCUCGCUACUCAGGUCUCACGUGCACACGCAGCAUCAGGAAGUUCCGGCGUCUUGCGGAAAACAGAGCUUGCGUUCGGACAACCAAAGUGUCUCCAAGGCCUCGCGGUACAUGGACUACCUCAGGAAACGGAGCGCCUUGCUUUGUCAGCCAUAUUGGAACCCCUACCCUGGGCCGCCUGGUGCGGGGUUGGCGGAGUUGAACAUUAAGACGGAGAAGGGCAAUGAGGAGGAGAUUGAAGUUCAAGGAAGAGAAUCAGACGGUGUUCUAAACUUGUCUUCAUUAGAUGGAGACAAAGGACAAGUGUCUUGCGUUAAAAAAGAAGGCCUGGCGAGACAUCAUUGCCCGUACUGCUCGCACGCCACCUGCUAUCCGGAGGUGCUGUGGAUCCACCAGCGGGUGUCACACAGGGUUGGCACCAGCAGCUCCGUGGCUCCCAAGUGGGCCCCGUGCGUGCACAGUCUUAGAAGUCCAAAGACGGGCAUUUCCCAAUGGAGGCGCACGGGACCCCCGCCGUUCCUCGAAGGGAAGGACUGCCCGACUUUGCCUGCUCCUAGGAGUAAGCGCACGCAACCACCAGGUGGCGCUCCAAAGAGCAGCAGCAGCAAGCAGACGGCCGCCAAAAGCCAAUCAGGUGCCAAGUCCAAGCCUCAGUCUAAGGACUCUAGAUCAAAAGCACCCGAGAGGAAGUCUGGUGAGCAGCAGCGGGCGGCGGAGGGGGCCGGUAAAGCCCCCAGCAGCCAGGCUAGCUCGUCCACCAAGGGCGCCUCUGGGAGAACCACGGUGGAAGGAGUCUUCCCGAAAGAAGGUCUCGGCCUUAUGUUGGCCCGAAGUCACGCCGGGGCGCCAUCAAAUUCAUCCACAGACAGACUCCACCCACAAAGGCGUUCAUGUGACUCCUCCCCAGCACCCAAAGAUGCUGACGUGUGGGCCGCCAUGAGCAUGUGGAGCCACAGAGCCUACUUCGAACCGCUGCUGUUUGCUCAGGGAAAGCGGGACACCCCAGCAAUGGACACGCCUGUGGACUUUGACGUCUUGAGCCUCCUGAAGAACUACAGCCCUCACGAGCUGGCAGCGCUCUACCAGCACUGGGGCUUCGUAGACCCCAGGCUUGAUCCACAAGCAAUGCUGCGGCUAAACGGGACUUAUGGAAAUGAAGUCCAUUCCUCCUCUGAAGCUUCCAAACAAGUGCGUGUCCGAUUUUUAUUAUUUAAAUUUAAUAAAAACUACAAGCGUUUCGAUUGAAAUUGCACAAUGACAGAAGUCAGGAUGAAUAAUAUCAGGCACUACGGCAUUCAUUGAAUAAUAAAUAUAAUAUUUCAGCAUAAAUGAUAGGAACAGUUUAUAUAUUAUUAUUUAAUGAAUACCACACAUUUUGGAUACAUUAUACACGACUUUGUGUUUUGCAUCAAAUAAAUGAACACAUUCAGGAUAAGAUAUCACACACUGGUAUUCGUAAAUAAUGAGCAAUUAAUUCAGAAUAAAGAAUAUCAGACACUCUGUUAUAUAAACCAUAUUAAACACUGUGCCAUUCAUUAGAUCAUAAGGCAUUCAGGAUAAAUGAUGUCAGGCAUUCUGGUAUUCAUGAAAUCAACGGAAAUAUUCAGAAUAAAAAUGUUAUCAGAUACUAACAUUCAAUUAAACAAUAAAUGAAUGUAUUUUGAAUCAAUUACAUCAGAUACUGUUAUUUAUUAAUACAUUUUGGAUAAAUGAUAUAGUUGUAUUAAUUAAAUAAACAAACAAAUUCAGGAUAAUAAUAUUAGACACGGUGGCAUUUAGUAAAUAAUGAAUUCAGGAUAAAUGAUAUCAGGCACUGUGGUUCUCAGCAUUCGGCUUUCUCUACAUUACUUGUAAAUACCGUAAGCCUGGACGGUUUCUCCAACCAGAUCAUAUUAUUAGUAUGUUCUUGCUCAAUCCUUUCUGUAAUUUUACUCAAUAUUUUGAUAUGCUAAAAGUUUGUAGGUAAAUCAAUAAGUUAAGAAUAAAGAAUAUCAGACACUUGGCUAUUUAUUAAAUACUGAAUGAAUUCAGAAUAUAUUAUAACAUACACUGUGGCAAUUAUUAAAUAAUCUUGCAUAAAUUCAGGAUAAAUGGUAUCAGACAUUACAUAAUUCAUAAAGGGAAUAAGCGGUAGAAAAUGGAUGGAUGGAUGGAUAAAUAAAUGUAAAAAAAAAUCAGGAUAGAUGAUAUCAGACACUGUAGCAUUAAUAAAAUAAUACAUGGAGGACUUCAGAAUAAAUCAUACCAGACACUGACUUUCAUUAAAUAAUACUGUAAAUUAAUGAAUUCCGGAUAAAUGAUAUCAGACUUUAUGGUUUUCAUUAAAUAUUAAUUGAAUACAUUCAGGACAAAUGAAAUCAGAUGCUGUGGUUCUCAGUGUUCUGUUUCCUCCAUAUUCCACGUAAAUCUCAUACACUUGUACCGUUUAUCACACAGGAUCAUACAAUUAGUACAUUAUUUGAGUUAUCAGCUCAAUCUGUUCCAUAAUUGUUUCCACAUUUUGAUAUGCUAAAAGUUUUGAGGCCUUAUUGUACCAAAAUAAUGGCCCUGUACUGUAUUUGUCAUAACGUGAAAGCUGAGCAUCUUGAAGUGCUUUUACCUCCUGUGUGUCAUCCUACAGGUAACCAGUCGCUCCACUUCCACCUCAGGGUCUCUCCACAAAGGAACGUGAAGACUCCUCUGCGUCCUCCCCACUGAUAAACUGACUGACGCACCGUGACUUCCUAAAAAAUGAAUAGUAAUUAAGGCACUUGAUUAUUAUGCACAACAUAUGCAAACAAAGUAUUUUGUGAAACAAAGUUGGAAUGGGAGUAAAAUGUGAAACUGGAAAUAAGACUACAAAGACAUUUGAUUGUAAGACAGUUCUGUCCUUGCAUUUCCUUUAAUAGGGACAUCAAUUCAUCGUUGUUAUACUUUAUCAGUAAACAUUUCAUUUAAAGCAUGCCAAAUGGACAAAACCACUGACAGCUUUAACUCUUGACAUUCCCAACUUACAGCAAAUGUUUUACUUUUUGCCAAACUGUAGAACAAGUCUCUCCUUUUCUGUGUGAAUAUCAGCACUGGUGUCAUUCAUGCCAGCAAUAUCCUCAUUUAUUAUCUUCCAGGUCCAAAGACUUAAACCAUCACAUCAUUGCUUACUUUUGUGUUUUCCCCCUUAAUUUUAAUUUCCAUUCCCUGAACUGUAUUUGUGUCCUAGAGAGAGAAAUAAUGUGUUUGCACCAAAAACAAACAAAAAAAGCCAUCAACUUGUGACUACUACUGAGAGUGACGGGUACUGACUUUGAAAUCAUUUGUACAUGAUAGUUUUAUUUAUGUUUUUUGUUCCGAGUGAAAUUGUAACACUCUUUAUGUACUUGAUUUAUUUGUAGUCGGAAAUGUUGAACGAAAGAUAAUAAAUUGUUCUGC
Entelurus aequoreus (snake pipefish) is the source of this 5233-nucleotide messenger RNA. Its product is annotated as zinc finger protein 516-like. Gene Ontology annotation, cellular component: nucleus. Gene Ontology annotation, biological process: regulation of DNA-templated transcription. The transcript has 4 exons. Gene Ontology annotation, molecular function: DNA-binding transcription factor activity, RNA polymerase II-specific; RNA polymerase II cis-regulatory region sequence-specific DNA binding. Bases 473 to 3073 code for a protein of 866 amino acids. NCBI's taxonomy places the organism in Eukaryota, Metazoa, Chordata, Actinopteri, Syngnathiformes, Syngnathidae. The record is from RefSeq and is a predicted model, not a curated record.